This is a messenger RNA of Ostertagia ostertagi, 525 nucleotides long. NCBI's taxonomy places the organism in Eukaryota, Metazoa, Nematoda, Chromadorea, Rhabditida, Trichostrongylidae. The record is from the annotation of a GenBank genome assembly.
AUGGCGGUCGCUAUUUGGAGCAUUUUCUUCUACUUAAUAGAACAGCUGACAGCACAGAUCGAGAGCUCUAUGGGCGUGCAAUCCAAUCUCGACGAUGUUCGGCGAAAGGAUUUUACCGCACAGUGUCCAGGUGAAUGGCAAUGGGCGUGUCACAAUGGGGAAUGCAUAGCACGAUACGACGCUUGUGACGGAAUAGCACAAUGUUCGGACGGAUCAGAUGAAUGGAACUGUGAACGAUGGAGGCAAAACAAUGGCGGAUUCAAUAAAAACAUAGAAGGUAACAAGCAAACCACUACUACAACCAUGGCUACCAGUACGACUACAGUUGCUAAUAGCGGAUUUAUCGUGUUGUCAACGCGAGAGGUAGUGAUCGCCUUCGGCAUCUUCGUCGUACUGGCUAUUGUAGUGGUUUCGAUGGUACGACGGAGGGCUCGUAUGAAAGUGCUGGCAAGAAAUCGUCGUGGAAACCUAUUACAGGGUGACUCGGAUGAGGACGACAUACUGAUCAGCUCGAUGUACUCCUAG